GCCGGCCUUUCGUAGGACAGCCUUGAUAAACGCCAAACAUCCGCAAAACCCUCCUCCCUUUGUUCAAACAUCUCUUCCGAAUUCCUUUCCUGCUUUUUCGACAUUGCUUAUAUAAAUAGAAACGAGUGCCAAAAGCAAUGGGUCUAAAAGCUGAAAAAAUGGGAAAAGUCACAUUCGUGCUGUUAGGAUUACUGUUGUUAGCUACAUGCUUUCAGGUUGACAGUUUGAUGUGGAAUUCGAAACCUAGUGGAAUCACCAAUUACAGACCAGGAUAUAAUAUUGGUUGGAGAGAACAUUAUGGAGUUGGGGACACUAGAGGUCGAUCAUAUCCAUGGAGUAGCAACAAUGGCUUUUAUGGCACUUCCUGGAAUUUCCCUACAGGAAAUAUGAAAGGCUCAAACUACCGCAGAUGUGUUGACAGUAGACAAUGCUAUCAAGGAGAAUGCUGUCAAGCUACAGGAUUUUCUAAUUUAGGGGCUUGCGUGUACGGAGGUUAUGCUGCUGCAUACGGUUGCAAUGAUCGCCCACAAAAUCUGGGGUGGCCUGGAAAUAAUAAAGGUAGUCAAAUAACAGCUACACAGUUUGGCCGACCAGGGGCGUGCCCUCCUCCGCAAUUCCUUCAAGGCCCAAUGCAGUAUUGCCGAAAUGAUGAAAACUGCCCUACCAACCAAAAAUGCUGCUACUUCCAGGGAAAAACUGUUUGUCUUCAUCCAAUAUUUCAUUGACGAAUGAAAACGUGGUCACUGAGCUAUGCAUCAAAUUUUGUUGAACCGAAAUAAAAUCAUUAAUGAAUAAAAA
Messenger RNA from Argiope bruennichi, 798 nucleotides. RefSeq lists its product as uncharacterized. The coding region runs from base 138 to 725 and encodes 195 amino acids. The record is from RefSeq and is a predicted model, not a curated record. The transcript has 3 exons. Gene Ontology annotation, molecular function: peptidase inhibitor activity. Gene Ontology annotation, cellular component: extracellular region. NCBI's taxonomy places the organism in Eukaryota, Metazoa, Arthropoda, Arachnida, Araneae, Araneidae.